This is a messenger RNA of Carica papaya (papaya), 2445 nucleotides long. It is a transcript of the gene IKU1, whose product is annotated as VQ motif-containing protein. The record is from RefSeq and is a predicted model, not a curated record. NCBI's taxonomy places the organism in Eukaryota, Viridiplantae, Streptophyta, Magnoliopsida, Brassicales, Caricaceae.
CCCGACCGCACACAUUUGCAAUUUACCAUCUUAGGGUUUCUCUGAUUUGCUUCUCUUCUGCUUCUUGUGAUUUUGGAGAGAGCAAAGGUCUAUACUGUCUCUUCCUCUUCCUGGGUGUUGUUCGGCUUCCUCUCUCUAGUUCAACACGUAACUAUCUCUUAUCUCCUAUCUUUUUCUUUUCGUUUCUUGGUAUGGUAGAGUUAUGUCUUUUACUGGUUUGAGCAUAUCAAGCUGAGAACAGAACUUCUGGGGUCAUUUUCAUUCUGUUAUGGAAAUAAUUUAGGUUUGAGCUAGAUAAUUUGGUGAUAUUGUCUGCGGAUUGGUUUAAGUUUUCGUGGGAGAGUGGCUUUGCUGCUGUAAUUCGGGGUUCUGAUUUGGUUUGACUUGGAUCUGGGCUUGAUAUUUGAGUUUUUGCUGAACCAUCUCGGGUUUCUUUGUUUGGAUAGAGCAAAGGGAUGCAAAUUCAUUUUAUUGGCUCUGGUGGGAUUUAAUAUGUUCUGUGCUUUGAAUUAUGGUUCACCACUAGGAUUCUCCGCUUGAAAUCUGAUGGGUGUCAUUUUGAAGCUUAUGCAUGGAUUUUUCUAACCGCUUGUGUUCAGAAUGAAAUAGUUGGAUUGUUGAAGCAACAGGUGUUUUGAUUCUGACAUUAUAUUUGAUUAUCCAUGUUACUGGAAAAGAUUGUUGCUACUGGUGUUUGAGCUUGAAUUCUUGAAGCUUUGGGAAUCUUUUUGAGCAUUGAGUGCUUGGAAGUUUUUAUUGUUCAAUAAACUGUCGGUGUGAAUUCGGUUUGGCUUCCUGAAAUGGAUAAUUCAAAAAAUAGGCACACUGAUCAUUUGGGUGUGAACAAGAUUGGGAAGAACAUAAAGAAGAGUCCAUUGCACCAACCUAAUAUUUCGAAUAAUGGUGCUAGGCAACAACCUCAUCCUCAGGUUUAUAACAUAAGCAAGAAUGAGUUCCGGAAUAUUGUUCAGCAGCUUACUGGUUCCCCAUCCCAAGAACCGUUACCUAGGCCUCCUCAAAAUCCACCUAAACCCCAGAGUAUGCGGUUGCAGAGAAUCAGGCCCACCCCGUUAACACAAAUCAAUCGACCCCAAAUGCCCCCUCCAAUACCUGUCCCAGCACCACCUAUGCCUCCACCUCCAGCUGCUUAUAACAAUAGCUUAGUGAGGCCUGCUCAAUUUGGACAGCCAUCACCCUCAAUGAUGCCACCAAUGAUACCAGGGGAGUCAGUUUGGACAAAUACAGCUGAAUCUCCCAUCUCGGCCUAUGUGCGGUACCUUCAAACUUCCAUUAUGGAUCCCGGUCUAAAUGGAAACCAAGCUCAGCCACAAUCUCAAUUACCUAUUCAACCCCAAUUUCUAGGUCAAGUUCAGAAUCAGCCACCAUCUUCUGCUCUUCUUCCUAAUCCACAUGUGCCUGCACUCCUCUCGCCCAGACUGAAUGGUCCUGUCCAACCUAUGCCCAAUGUCCCACCUCCACAGAUGAAUGGUCUUGUUCGCCCUUAUCCUAAUCUUCCUUCACCACGAAUGAAUGGUCCUGCCCUUCUACCCUCACCAACUUCUCAGUAUCUUUUGCCAUCACCAACGCCGUACAUGAAUCUGUUGUCCCCACGGUAUCCUCUACUUUCACCUGGAAUUCAAUAUCCUCCUCCAUUGACACCCAAUUUCGCAUUUUCACCCAUGGCCCACUCAGGGAUUUUAGGUCCUGGGCCCCAGCCGCCUCCAUCUCCAGGCCUCGUGUUUCCGUUUUCACCUUCUGGGUUUUUCCCCAUCUCUAGUCCAAGAUGGAGAGAUCAAUAGUCCAAGACAUAAAAUUUUCAUGUUUACAGUUCCAUAUGAUCGGCGAAGAGCUGUACCUUCUUUGCUGAUUCAUUUGUUUUCCUGGAGCUUCAUUUUGUGAAAAUCUGUAUAUUGAUAGUCUAAAAGGGUCCUCCAAAAAUCUGUAUUUUCUUCACUCGCGUUUGUUUACUAUUUUUUCUCACUUUUGUGGUUCCUUUCUGCAACUUGUAUUGGGUUUAGUUUUUGUUACAGCUGGAACAUUUUAUAUUAGGGAAGUUGGUUUUUAGGAGAUGUAGACUGGAUAAUUCAACUGGACACAUGGGGAGGAGCUGUAAACAGAAUGAAAGUCAAAAGAGCUGUAACCUGAAGGAGUAGGCUUACGAACAUCAGAUUUCUAUAUGUAGGCAGUCUAGCGGAAUUAGUCAUGUGUACUAAUGUGGAUUUAACCAGAGUUUUUGCAAGUUAAAUUUUCAGCUUGAUUAUCUUUGAAACUUUUUUCCCAACUUAGUCUUUUUUUUUCUUCAACUUGGACUGCAUUGUGCAAAAUGAAGGAUUGAUACUUCCAAAAGAUGUUGAGAAACUUGCCAAGAUGUUCUAAGCCCCUGUUGUUUUUUCAAUUUUACUACUCUAAUUGAUUUGAAACAUGAAUGAAGCAGAUAUUUGUUAA